This is a messenger RNA of Osmerus eperlanus (European smelt), 5188 nucleotides long. It is a transcript of the gene cerk, whose product is annotated as ceramide kinase. Gene Ontology annotation, molecular function: ceramide kinase activity. The transcript is spliced from 15 exons. The coding region runs from base 196 to 1977 and encodes 593 amino acids. Gene Ontology annotation, biological process: phosphorylation; ceramide metabolic process. Lineage: Eukaryota; Metazoa; Chordata; Actinopteri; Osmeriformes; Osmeridae. The record is from RefSeq and is a predicted model, not a curated record.
GCCCGUCCCCUCUCCUGAAUGAAGAAUCCGCUAUCCUAUUCAAUUGUGUAAUCGGUGUUGUCGAAUUUAGCAACAUUGUUUCCUUAUGUAGACAAAGGGCCUUCAACCCGAUAACUUUACUCAAAUAUGGUCACAAUAACAUAACAUUGACACCUUAUUCUCAGUCUUUCGGUACGUUGGCUUCAAGGUAAAGAUAUGGAAAAACAGCCGAGGUUGUUGUCAUCGCAGCUCUUACUGAAAAACGCCGUCUUCGAAGUGUCGUUAAACCGUGUGUUUAUGACAUGGAAAGAGCAGCCCACCACCAAGAAAAAACGCGUCUCCGCAGGCUUGCAUCAUCCCUUCAAAGUCGGUUUCUGUCUUUCUAAGUUUCGUCACAGACGCAAAGGAGAGCCAGAGCCAAAAGCAAGCCCCCCCUCCCUCCUCCCCCUCCAGUUUGGUAUAACUGCCCUUGGUACCUGUCACACUGUAGCAGUGUCAGAGAUUGUAGCAGUGCGGGAGCUCGACGUAGAGAACGGUGCCACUAAAGAUGACGGGAGGUGGCAGAAAAUGCCUCAGAAGCCGCUGGAAGCCUACCCAUAUGCAUUCACAGUGUCCUUUGUGGAGAGGACAAGGAGACACCGCUGGCGGUGUCGAGACGUUACCUUCUUCUGUCCAGAGGGAGCGCUGUGUCAGCUGUGGGUCCAGACCAUCAGGGAACAGCUAGCGCUACUGACAAACAGGCCUAAGCAUUUGCUGGUGUACAUCAAUCCCUAUGGAGGUAAACAGCAAGCCAAGCGCAUCUACGAACAAGAAGUAGCCCCUCUAUUUGCCAGAGCCUCCAUCUCCACUCAUAUCAUUGUUACAGAAUAUGCCAAUCACGCCAGGAAUCAUCUGGGGACAGAGGCAGAGUUGAAGAAAUAUGAUGGGGUGGUGUGCGUGGGUGGAGACGGGAUGUUCAGCGAGUUGGUUCACGGGCUGAUCUCGCGGACGCAGAAGGACAGCAACGUGGACCAGAACUGCCCCGAGGAAAGCCUCACACCAUGCUCUCUCCGCAUCGGAAUCAUCCCUGCAGGUUCAACCGACUGCAUCUGCUAUGCAACUGUAGGAGCCAACGACCCUGUGACCUCCGCCCUGCACAUCAUAGUGGGAGACUCCCAGCCAAUGGACGUGUGCUCAGUCCACCAUAACAACACAUUCCUGAGGUACUCCGUCUCUCUGCUCGGAUACGGUUUCUACGGCGACGUGCUGACUGACAGCGAGAGAAAGCGCUGGAUGGGACCAGCCAGAUACGACAUUUCAGGUUUUAAGACGUUCCUGACCCACCAUAACUACGAAGGGACGGUGUCGUUCCUACCGGCAACCGACAUCCUGGGCACGCCGAGGGACCAGGCCAGGUGUAGAGCUGGGUGUUUCAUAUGCCAGCACAACGGACAGUUGUGUUCAGAUGAAACGCUGGAGAAAUGCAAGAUGGGGCAAGAGGUUUCAGACAGCGAGUGUAAUGGUGAGUGGCAAACCAUCCGGGGGAAGUUCCUGGCCAUCAACGCAGCCAGCAUGAGCUGCGCUUGCCCUCGCAGCCCCAACGGCCUGUCCCCCGCCGCCCACCUGUCCGACGGCACCACCGACCUCAUCCUGGUCCGCAAGUGCUCCCGCUUCGACUUCCUGCGUCACUUGCUGCGUCACACCAGCAAAGAUGACCAGUUUGACCUGGGCUUCGUGGAGGUGCACCGCGUCCGUCGUUUCCGCUUCACGCCGCGUCACUGCCAGAGCGACUCGGAGCUGGACCUGAGAGAACCUGGGAAGCGCCUCUUCAGCCAGAUCUGCCGAGACCACCCGUCCUGCAGCUGCCGACCCUCCUACAGCAGCUGGAACUGCGAUGGCGAGAUCCUGCCUCACGCGGCCAUAGACGUUGGAGUGCACUGCCAGUUGAUCAAGCUGUUUGCACGUGGGAUUGAGGAGACGCCCGUUUUCGAAGACUCCACCCUCCCAAAUGCAAUAUAGACUCACUCUCGCCCCGGCCCGUCAACCCCACUGGAACGGUCCUACUGCAUUUCAAAAAGGUCAAAGAUCACAGCCGUGGCUGUGCACCGCUACGUGUACACCAUAUCCCAUGAUGCUAUUAUGCAUCUGAAGUGCACACUGGUCUGGCCAGGAAAAGACCCUGUUUUCUCUGUGGACGGUGAAAACGAAAAGGGGCGCACAGUAGUUUUUCCUGGUUGAGUCACAGAGAGGAAAAAUCUUUCUUAUCUUGUUCUUCAGCCUACAGUACAUGUAGAGUGGUGACAUUAGUUUCUGUUGUUUGUGCUUUAUGCUUGGCCAUCAUGUUCCACACAUUCACAGGUUUGUCAUCUGGUGUCUGGUAAACCUCUUUAAAUACCACCUUAACCCCUUCAGUAUAUUUACCAUCAUUUGUUUUAAAUAAUUGGCUCAUUUAAGAAAUGUUGUGGAAAUUCGACUUAAACCACUUUUUAGUGGUUCACAAAUUCACAAAUAGUAAAAUGUAGUCAUUUUGGGAGGGACUAAUGUAAGGGGUUUAUUUGCCAUUCAAAUGCUUUGAAAUGUGUCAAUUUCCUUUUUUCUAAUCGGACAAACCUAUCGUUCUUCUAUAUCCUUAAAAAAUAUGUUUUACUUGCAUGUGUGGUGCUAAUAUUCAGUAAGUGUUACAAGAAUAGCUACUUAGAAUUAACAUUUAUCAAUGACAUUUUGAAUGUUGCACUUUUGUAAAAAAAAAUAUUAUUUAUUAGUACUAGUAUUAUAACAGUUGAGAAAUGUUUGAGUUAAAAUAAAUCUCCCGGUCUCUGAAAGGAUUUGACAGUUUAAACGAGCAUUUUGCCAUGAAUUUGAAUUGACCUGUUUGGUCAAAGUAUACCAGACACCAGACAUCCUAACCUCAUCGUGCGACAUUUACAUAUCCAUUGCACAAAUCUGUGUUUUGUGAUGGCCAUAUUAUGAAAGUGUACAUGCACACCUCAUGGGUUGGUGAGCUUGCCGAGGGUUUUUUUUUUUCAGAACCGCCCGAGUUUAAGGCGUACUGAAAACAUUACAAUGUAGCUUAUGCUACUGUAUCUUAGUGAUGGAGUAGCAUUAGCAGCAGCAAGGUCUUUCAGCCAGCCUACCUUUGCUGUGCUAAGAUUUUGUUAUUUUCUGUGAUGCCAUUCCAGGUUAAAAUGUAUUUCUCUGAAGCAGCUUUCAGACGAAGAAAAAAAAAAAAGGCAUUCGUCUGUUGCACUACACCGGUGCUGCUUGCACCUGUUUCCAAUCCAAACCCAUAAUUUUCUUGCCCCUUUCCGCUGUUAAGCCAGUUUUACAGUUGAGAAGGGAAAUGUGAGCAAAUCACGGAUGUUGAAUAACAAGUAGAGGAUCCUGUAGCAACUGAAAUGUGAACCGUGCAAGGUUCUACAGCUCUGCCCAAAUAUUUCUCUGCUCUGCUGAGUAGUGGUGUAUCUUUGUGUUGACCUCGUCAUUUAUUUAACCGCAACUAAAUACUGUAGCUAAAAGCAGAAAUUAUUUUAAGAAGCAUACUAAAAUGAGGUAUAUAGGCCUAGGUAGUCGUUGAGUAUCUGCUGUCAACCGUUUCCUUUGUAUAAUAUUUUGAAGUUUAGCUUAAGGUAUACUGUAGAUUGCUAACAGGAAGUUUUACUUGUAAUCUUUUAGCAAGCUAAUGUUAGCUAGGUCAUAAUUAGUAGCUCAUUCAAAGGCUUCCAUGUGUAUGGAAGUAGAAAAAGCAAGUUACCAAAACCUCCAUGUCUUCAGUUUGUCAACUGUCUGCUAGCGUGAUAGCUUCUCCAUGUCACUAUCAUGAACGUUCUCAAUCUGUAGCAAACUUAAUGUAGCAGGAUAAGACUAAUACUGUAGGGAGAUUACAAUAAUUUGUCAUUCUUUGAGAAUUACUCCACUGAGUAAAUGAUUAGCAUUGUUAGCGUUGGCAUUAGUUUCUGACUAACAAGAAUCUUUGUCAGUAGACCUGGUCCAUCACUGUAAUAGAUUUUAGCAGGUUCUCAAUACAACUUCAGUUGUGGCUUUGACCGAGGGAUUUGGUGUGUAGUAUCACAUUCGUGGUUCUGAUCACGGCGAUCGGGUGAAAUGCCAAGAAAAUGCUGCAGUCUAGCCUUCCUUCAAAAACCCAAGGGAUUAUUUGUCAGGGGACUUGAGACAUCCUUGCUCAGAAAAUGAAUUGUGAUUGCUCGUGUUGUUUCGGAGUAAACAACACUAUUGUCAGUUCAAUCUUUUGUUUCAAUCUGUGACAAUUUCCUCUGAGGACACCUGUCUUUGUUUUCUGUUCGAUUGUUCUGUCUAAACAUCCUAAAUAUUUGACUGGAUAUUGCUGGUGUUAUCCAAGCUGUUAAAAUGAAGGAUUUACUGCAACACUUCAGUUCAUACAGUCUGAGUUACUUUCAGAUACUUUGACCAGAGGAUGAAGGUCCAAAAGAUUCUGUAGCCAUUUAUAACAAGCAUGGAAAAGAUGACAAUGUUUAAAUUUCUGUCAAAUGUUUCACUUUCGUAUUCAUUUCCUGAAGUGAUUAGAAUUGGAAUAGUGAAAAGGUCCUUGCUCAUUUCACAUUGGUUAUGAUUUUAGGCUGGGUUAAGGUUACUAUCCCUUGGUGUUUUUUGUGUAAAAAAAAUGAUGUACAGAAUGCAAGGGUGACAUACUGGAUUGUUUACGGUUUCAGAACCAGCCAUGUUUGCUAUGAGUCUUUUUAAAGUUAGCAUUUGUCUGGUUCCAUGCAGUUCUGAAGAGGGACGGCCUUGGGCAAAUGGUAAACAGAAAAGGCCACUGAGGACCCACUAAAUUCCUUGCCAGAGGGGCGUAUUGACCAGCUCGUCGGAGCAUGGGCUGUGUGGACGAGCUGUCCACCGGCCAGUAAUCAAGCAGAUGGCCACUCCAGACAUUCCCCAGAUCCUUCAGCUAGGCAGAAUUACGUCCAAUUUAUCUGUUGAUGCUGCCUCAUGCCCCUCACCUUUGGACCUCUGUAGUCAUUUUCAACCCCCCCCUCUCUCUCCCUCACACACACACACACCCUCCCAGGGUAAAUUCCUGAAGCUGUAGGUGGCUUCUAGUUAUGAAAACCUGUGCACAUUAAAUUAUGUGAGAGACCAAGGGUUGCUGAUGGUAGCAAAGCUACACGACUGUGUGUGUGUUUUGGGAAAAAGAUAUGAUGAAAAAAACAAGUGUGUUAAGGGCCAUUAUUCCUGGAGGACGCAUGGGGUCCAA